GGCGCGCUCCUUAUAGCCGCGCGCCGGGCGCGAGAAGGCGGCUGUGUGUGCGGGCGCGCGCCGCGGGGUCCGUGCGGGGGCGGCCGCGGUUGAUCUCAUGAAUUCCAAAAUGAAACAGAAAUUGACCACAGAAAAGUCCUCAGGAACUUUGCAGAAGUACCUCACAGAGAGCACAUGCAGUGCUGCCCAAAGACCAACUCUUAAAAUGAUCCAGCCUUCAGCAGCCGGUAGCCUGGUGGGCAGACGUAAUGAGAAGAAAUCUUCAGUCAGAAGGAAACUCUGGAAUAACAAAGUUACCUCAAAGGCUUGUAAAGCUGAGGUGUCUGUGGACAAAGAGCAAGAGAAUGAGAAUGAUGUCAUUCAAGCUGAAGAUCUCAUGAUGAAAGGAGAUCCUUCAUCUCAGUAUUGGAAAGAAGUGGCUGAAGAAAGGAGGAAGGCUCUGUAUGAAGUGCUUCAAGAAAAUGAAAAGUUGCACAAAGAAAUCGAGCAGAAGGAUGGUGAAAUUGCCCGCCUAAAAGAAGAAAAUGAAGAGCUCAUGUCCCUUGCUGAGCAUGUGCAUUAUAUGACCAGCGUGAUUGAGAGGCUAACUGGGCAAGCACCUGACAAUCUUGAGACACUGGAGAGUCUGGCUCUAGAGGAAUCCAGACAGGAAAAUGAAGAGCAUAACUGUGGAGACAAGGCAGACAGUCCUUCUGAAGAGGAGCCAUCACAAGUAUUGUCUGGUUUAAGGGAGAAUAGAUCAGAUCCUCCUUCAAAGGAAACAAGCCAUUUGCAACUGGAAUGACAACCUUUAAAUAGGCUUAUAUAUGUGGCUUUUAAUUGCAGACUUCCUCUUGAAAGGAUAUAUUAAACCUCAGGUAUAGAAACUCUUGUGGGAACAUUACAGAUGUUGACAUUUUUAACUGGAAUUAUGUAGCAGUGGGAGGGGUAUCUGAAUAAUGCAUGGAAAAUUUACUGCAGGCUGCAUGUAGUUGCUUGUAUAAAGCACAAAUACUGUGUAUUUCAACUGUUGUGUAAAUAUCUUUAUCAGUUGGUCUGACAUGAUGCAUGGAAAUUGAUAAAUAAAUCUUUGCAUUACCAAAAUAAUGUCUUAAUUGACAGGGGAAUGGUUAAUCCUUGGUUUAAAUCAGUUAUGACUCCUGUAGUAGAAACUGUAGAAACUUUCAAAUUUUUUGGGGGAAUGCCUGGGCAGCUUUUAGGGUUUUUUUAGGUUUGCAGAAUUCUGGAGAACAAAAUUGUUUUUUUUUUUUUUUGUGGAUAGAGAGUGGAAGAAAAAGCAAAAAUGUAUGUGCUGUUGGUGAGGUGUCAAAAAAUCUUACUGGGUAAUUAGAGUCAAAAUCUAAAGAUUAGAUUUACGAUUUUAAAGUUUUUUUUUUUAAUUAAUUUUCUCUGCCUUCUAAGGAAGCAUUUUGCAAGCUGUGUAAGGAGAGUUUAAGUAAUUGGUUUAUGAAGAGAAGGUGGUGUAUUCUUAGUCCCAGUAGCAGCUGCGCUGAAAACUAGGUGGAAACAAAACAGCGUAUACUUCAGAGCUAUUCUGAAUGGAAACUGUUUUCAAGGUACUGCUCUGGUAUUUACCAAGAGAUGAGAAACCCUUUUACCAAGGUGCUUAGGUUCUGAAAGGUUUACAGGAAUAGAAAGUAGUCUUUAAAACCUUGAGCACCCUGUCUGGUAUCUGCAUGGGCCGUGAUGGAACUGGAGAGUAAGUUGGAUACAGAUUUUCCAGUACUGAGUGAACUCGGGGCAGUUCUGUAACAAGGCUUUAACAAUGGGGGCUGUUGCCAUAUCUUGGGAGGAGCUUAAAGCUGAGUGGCUUUCGGGAGGCAGAAGUGAAUAGAGGCAUCCUGGUUUGUGGAUCUCUGGCCUUACCAAAGAUGGUUGCUUCAGGGUAUGUGUGAAUGACUCUGGAGCUAUCAGAUUGGCACCUUUAUAUUCCUUCUGUUUUACUUCCUGUGGCUGUUGAUAAAUUAACAGAUGUUUUACAACUGAUUUCAGUUGUGACAUCCAGGAAAUGGCAGAAGCCAUUGUAGAAGAUAAUACUCCUGGCUGCCAUUUUACCUCAAGCAUGCUAACUAGAAAAAGAGGCAUCACAAUAUCUUGUGGAUUUUGUAAGCACAAGAUUUUAUCUUCCAACAUGUGCUCCAGGGGGUGCUUAGACAUUUCUUUCCAUCACAGGAUGAAAAGGUGAGGAAGGUGUGUCCUCUAUCUUGCACUGAUGCUGUCUUGAAGAAACAAAACUGGGUGCUGGGCAAAUGUUUUGUAGAGUAACCUUGGUUUUCUGUUAAGGAGAAGUGGAUAAUGGUUGUCAAGUGAUUUAGACCUCACCUAUCUCACAUUCUAAGCAACUUUCUUAACAAAGUAGUUCCAACAUUACUAAAAGGAAACAAAUUUCAUUUUGAUAUAAUUGUUUUUUGCAGUUCUUAGUUAUUGAUUGUUAACUGAAAUUUUUUUAGAGGUGGCUUUAUUUUUAAACAUCAGGCAUACUGUAUUUGCAGAGGCUGUAGAAGGGAAGGACGGACUGUGGCAUGACUAGCAGACCAAAGUGAGACAGCAAGUGCAACCUUUCCACUAUUUCACUUCCUGCUGUGUGAACUGCUGUAGUACAGGUGCUGCUGUUGGAACAGAACUGCCAGAAAGAGACAAUCCAGAAUUUGUGUGCAGUAUCUGCAUCUGUGUUUCUUACCUUCAGGUUGAUCAAGAAGAAUGCUUAUUAGGUUUAGAUAUUAUGCCUUUUCUGGAUUGAUUUUAUUUAAAUAAAAGAGGUGACAGUCCCUUCAUGUGCUGGAUCCUUCUGUUGAAAUAGACUGUGUACAAAUAAAUAAUGGAAGUUCUGCAAGUAGGCUCAUGGAUGUAUUGCAGCAUUUGGUGCACCUGUAACAGAGAAAAUUUUUACAUCAAAAAGGAAUGUGCCACUUAGUAAUACAUACUGAUGUUUUAAACCAAGACUACUGUGUUUUUAUUAAGUGCAGUUUGUUAGCAGAGUGGAUAGCUUGCUGUUAUCAACUGAUAAAAAUCUGUGAUGCCUGAGAAGGGAGGUGUGAGAGCUGAACUGCCACAGUAAUAAAACCUAUACACAUGCUUUGUCACAGAUGCAUUGAACCUCUACCAAACACUGCCUAUACCUAUUGUAUCAGACAUUAAUGUAUGGAAAUGUUCUUCUCAGCAGUUUGAGGAUGCUGCAAUACUUGCUGUUUAAAAAUGUUCUAAAAGGAUUGAGGUUGUUUAUUGUUCUGAAACUUCUUGAGUGCUUUUUUGAAUAUGCAUGCAGUAGCACUGUGCUACAUAUUAAGUCUAGGAACUUGGUAUUUAUGUGCUCACAGCUUGUCAAAUGUGUAGAAAUUAUACAGAGAUUUGUUUGUGAUUAGUUCUCUUAAAACCAUCUGACAUUUUAAGUGUCUAGGGAAACUCAUCACUGGAACAUGGCUAUGUAGCAGCUGUAAAGCAGCAUCACUGAAGACAACCUUUAUAUCCAGCUAAGUUGUAGAGAGAACACUCUGGCACAAUAAAAGUAUCAGUUCUGGGAUCUA
Passer domesticus (house sparrow) is the source of this 3524-nucleotide messenger RNA. RefSeq names its product geminin DNA replication inhibitor (gene GMNN). Gene Ontology annotation, cellular component: nucleus. Gene Ontology annotation, biological process: negative regulation of cell cycle; negative regulation of DNA replication. The coding region runs from base 98 to 784 and encodes 228 amino acids. The record is from RefSeq and is a predicted model, not a curated record. NCBI's taxonomy places the organism in Eukaryota, Metazoa, Chordata, Aves, Passeriformes, Passeridae. The transcript is spliced from 7 exons.